Molecule: messenger RNA, 2765 nt
Organism: Pistacia vera
Lineage: Eukaryota; Viridiplantae; Streptophyta; Magnoliopsida; Sapindales; Anacardiaceae
Product: ATP-dependent zinc metalloprotease FTSH 10, mitochondrial-like
Exons: 8
Coding region: 122-2593 (823 amino acids)
Biological process (GO): mitochondrial protein processing; protein-containing complex assembly
Cellular component (GO): chloroplast thylakoid membrane; m-AAA complex
Molecular function (GO): ATP binding; ATP-dependent peptidase activity; metalloendopeptidase activity
Source: RefSeq, a predicted model, not a curated record
UCAUGUCAAGUUUUAUUCAUUCCCUUUUCUUCUUCUGUAUCGCAGUUCAUUAGAAUCUCUUAAAAUUCUCUCAUCAACCAAAUAAAAGUUUUAAACUUUUCAUGUUUCAAUCGCCGAUUUAAUGAUUUUCUCAAGAAUCGGUGCCUCUGUUUCUCGCUCCACUCGUUCUACAUUCCGAAAGAAUGUGGUAUCCGGUAAUUAUAACGCGAGGACUGCGUUAUCGAACGAAUCGAUUUUGCCGUCGACGCCUCUCGGAAACGCGUGCAUUUCACACGUUGGUGGAGGAUUGAAUCUUGCUAAAGGAUUUUUUACGUCUGCUGGAGCCGGGAAACAGCUCGUUUCGAAUACGUACGUGUCGAAUUUGAAUCCGUUUUUUGCAAACCCUAGGCUUCGGCGUUUUUUCUCAGGCGAAGCACCUAAGGAAAGAAAGUAUGAAAAUUAUUAUCCAAAGAAUAAGAAGGAAAUCCCAAAAGCAAACGAACAAAAAACUGGGUCAAAAGAGGACUCAGGUGCUGGUGAUCAAGGGAAUUUUCAGAACUUCACUAAGCAGUUUCAAAAUAUGAUCAGUCCUUUAUUUUUUAUUGGCUUUGUGUUAGCAUCAAUGCUUUUUACUCCAGAGCAGCAAAAGGAGAUUAGUUUCCAAGAGUUUAAAAACAAGCUACUUGAACCUGGUCUGGUGGAUAAAAUUGUUGUUUCAAACAGAUCAGUUGCCAAAGUGUAUGUGAAAAACACCCCACGCAAUGCAAAUGAAACCGAUGAUGAGUUUAAACAGGUGCCUGUCAAUGCUAACUCUACCAGAAGAAAUAUAAGCCAGUACAAGUUCUAUUUUAACAUAGGAAGUGUUGAAUCUUUUGAGGAGAAACUGGAGGAAGCCCAGGAAGCUCUAGGGAUAGAUCCUCAUGAUUAUAUUCCGAUAACUUAUGCCAGUGAAGUAAACUGGUUUCAAGAAUUGAUGAGGUUUGCACCAACAGCCUUGAUUUUUGGAGUCCUCUGGUUCAUGGGGCGAAGAAUGCAGGGUGGAAUUGGUAUUGGAGGUCCAGGUGGUCGAGGUGGCCGUAAUAUAUUUAAUAUAGGAAAAGCAACUAUUAUGAAGAUGGAUAAGAAUGCUAAAGAGAAGGUAUUCUUUAAAGAUGUAGCUGGCUGUGAUGAGGCAAAGCAAGAAAUCAUGGAGUUUGUUCACUUCCUCAAGAAUCCAAAGAAGUAUGAGGAUUUGGGGGCAAAAAUUCCAAAAGGGGCGCUACUCGUUGGCCCUCCUGGCACAGGGAAGACACUUCUUGCGAAGGCAACUGCUGGUGAAUCAGGUGUGCCUUUCCUCAGUAUGUCUGGGUCAGACUUUAUGGAAAUGUUUGUUGGAGUAGGGCCAUCCCGAGUUCGGAGCUUAUUUCAAGAAGCAAGACAAUGUGCACCUAGUAUCAUAUUUAUUGAUGAGAUAGAUGCAAUUGGUCGAGCAAGGGGUCGUGGAGGUUUUUCUGGUGGCAAUGAUGAGCGUGAGAGCACUCUCAAUCAACUGCUUGUUGAGAUGGAUGGAUUUGGAACAACCACUGGAGUUGUUGUACUUGCUGGCACAAAUAGGCCUGAUAUAUUAGACAAAGCUCUGUUGAGACCUGGUCGAUUUGAUCGUCAAAUAACGAUUGAUAAACCUGAUAUCAAAGGUCGUGACCAGAUUUUUCAAAUCUAUUUGAAAAAGCUGAAACUUGAUACUGAACCAUCAUAUUACUCUCAGAGACUUGCUGCACUCACUCCUGGAUUUGCUGGAGCUGACAUUGCAAAUGUUUGUAAUGAAGCUGCUUUAAUUGCAGCAAGAAAUGAGAGUGCAGAGAUAACUAUGGAACAUUUUGAGGCUGCCAUAGACAGGGUCAUCGGUGGUUUGGAAAAGAAAAACAAGGUUAUAAGCAAGCUGGAAAGGCGGACUGUUGCUUACCAUGAAUCAGGUCACGCUGUUGCUGGUUGGUUCUUGGAGCAUGCAGAACCUUUGUUGAAGGUGACAAUUGUUCCUCGUGGUACUGCAGCUCUUGGGUUUGCCCAGUAUGUGCCCAAUGAAAACCUUCUGAUGACUAAAGAGCAGCUGUUUGAUAUGACUUGCAUGACACUGGGUGGUCGAGCAGCUGAGCAGGUAUUGUUAGGGAAGAUAUCUACUGGAGCUCAGAAUGACUUGGAGAAAGUGACGAAGAUGACAUAUGCCCAAGUGGCAGUGUAUGGUUUCAGUGACAAGGUGGGUCUUCUUUCCUUCCCUCAAAGAGAUGAUACAUUUGAGAUGACAAAGCCGUACAGCAGCAAGACGGGUGCUAUUAUUGAUAAUGAAGUUAGAGAAUGUGUGGCUAAGGCAUAUGAACAUACUGUUCAACUGAUACAGACGCACAAGGAGCAAGUGGCAAAGAUUGCAGAAUUAUUGCUAGAGAAAGAGGUUCUACAUCAAGAUGACUUGGUUCGAGUAUUAGGAGAACGGCCAUUUAAGCCAAGCGAGCCCACCAAUUAUGACAGGUUUAAGCAAGGUUUUAUUGAAGAAGACAAGGGCUCUAAAGAGACAAAAGAGAGUGAGACGGUGGAAGAUGACAGUUCACCCUCCUUGGAGCCUGGGGUCGCGCCUGCUUAGCAUUUGAUUAAUUAGGUUGAUGUUUUUGUACAUGAAAGUUGAUCGACUGAAUAGGGUAAUGGUUUUGUAUAUGAGCUUUUGGUAGCUUUGCUUAACUUCUUCAAUUCAAGUGACUAGAAUGUAAAAUACACUGAAUUACAUAAGAUGAAAAAUUCUGACUAUUGUGCAAAAA